UCACCACCUGGUUGUGGCCAAGAUUAAACUGAAGCUGAAGAAACACUGGAAAACUGGGGAAACAGUAUCACAAAGGUUCAACACAACCUUCCUUCGGGAUAAUAACAAACUCAACGAAUUCAAUAUAGCUCUCAACAACAGGUUGCAAGCCUUACAAGAUCUACUGAAAGAAGGAGAAACCACUAUGGAGGACAACUGGAAAGGGAUCCAAGAAGUACUAACUUCAACGUUUCAGGAGGUUCUGGACCUCAAGAAGCAUCAUAAGGAAUAGAUCUCUGCCGAAACCGUGAGCAAGAAUCAAGAAAGAACAAGAAAACAGCAAUUAACAACAGCCGAACAUGAGCAGAGAAAUUCUAGACACGAGCUGAAUACAUUGAGGCAAAUAAGCAAAUGCAGAAGAGCAUUAGAGCCGACAAGCGGAAAUACGUGAAAGAGUGGGAAAAGCUGCAAGAGAAGGAAAUAUGAGAUAGCUAUAUGACAACGAAGAAACUAGCAGGGAAAUAUAGUAAACAAGAGAGACCAGUGAAGGACAAAGAAGGCAAGACAAUCACUGAGAUUCAAAAGCAAAGAAAAAGAUGGGUAGAAUGCUUCAAAGAACUGUUGAAUAGACCAGCUUCAUUGAAUCCACUGGACAUCGAAACAGCACACAUAAACCUUCCUAUAGAUGUCACUCCACCAACGAUCGAAGAAACCGGGAUGUCCACCAGACAAAUCAAGAGCGGGAAAGCAGCAGUACCUGACAAUAUACCAGCUAAAGCACCGAAGUCAGACAUUGCAGUAACUGAAAACAUGCUUUACCCUCUAUUCAAGAAGAUUUGGAAGGAAGAAGAUGUGCAGAUGGACUGGAAAGAAGGACGCCAAAUAAAGGAGAUCUGAGCAAAUGCAAGAACUGCAGAGGCAUCACACUACUGUCAGUACCAGGCCAAGUGUAGGAAGCAAUUUCCUACAGGUGUAACUCUAAGCUAUUCUCUAGACUGUCGAGCA
Schistosoma intercalatum is the source of this 984-nucleotide messenger RNA. The record is from the annotation of a GenBank genome assembly. Lineage: Eukaryota; Metazoa; Platyhelminthes; Trematoda; Strigeidida; Schistosomatidae.